This is a messenger RNA of Anolis carolinensis (green anole), 2775 nucleotides long. Its product is annotated as gap junction beta-1 protein. Bases 143 to 982 code for a protein of 279 amino acids. The record is from RefSeq and is a predicted model, not a curated record. Gene Ontology annotation, molecular function: gap junction channel activity. Gene Ontology annotation, cellular component: connexin complex. Lineage: Eukaryota; Metazoa; Chordata; Lepidosauria; Squamata; Anolidae. Gene Ontology annotation, biological process: cell-cell signaling. The transcript is spliced from 2 exons.
UUUGUGUUUCAUCACCAGCUGUUUGUGUUAUUUUCGAGGACCUUGGAAUGGAGUGUCGAGUUAAAGUACACGAGUUAAUGUUUACAGCCUCUGGCAGAAGAGUCUCCAAAGGCAGGAGCUGCGAAGGCUGGCCUGAGGCACCAUGAAGUGGGAGGGCUUCUACGCUAUCGUGAUCGGAGUGAACCGCCAUGCCACGGCCAUCGGGCGCAUCUGGUUUUCCGUGGUCUUCAUCUUCCGCAUCAUGGUGCUGGUGGUGGCGGCCGAGAGCGUCUGGGGUGACGAGCAGUCCUCCUUCACCUGCAACACGCAGCAGCCCGGUUGCAAGAACGUCUGCUAUGACUACUACUUCCCCAUCUCCCACAUCCGCCUCUGGGCCCUGCAGCUCAUCCUGGUGACCACACCGGCCUUGCUGGUGGCCAUGCACGUGGCCUACCAGCAGCACCAAGAGAAGAAGUUCCUGGUCAUGACCGGCCAUGCCGACGCCAAGCACCUGGAGGAGGUCAAGAAGCACAAGAUGCGGAUCUCUGGCUCGCUGUGGUGGACCUACGUCUUCAGCGUGAUCUUCCGCAUCAUCUUCGAGGGCACCUUCAUGUACAUCUUCUACAUGGUCUACCCGGGCUACCAGAUGAUCCGGCUGGUCAAGUGCGACGUCUACCCGUGCCCCAACACGGUCGACUGCUUCAUCUCGCGGCCCACCGAGAAAACCAUCUUCACUGUCUUCAUGCUGGCCACCUCCGGCAUCUGCAUCGUCCUCAACGUGGCCGAGGUGGUGUACCUCCUCAUCCGGGCCUGCGCUCGCCGGGCCCAGAAGCCCCACAACCCUUCCUCGGGCAAGGGCUCCUUCCUGGGCCACAAGCUCUCCUCUGAGUACAAGCAGAACGAGAUCAACCAGCUGCUGACGGAGCAGGACGGCUCCCUCAAGGACAUCCUCCGGCGAAACUCGGGGCUCCAGGAGAAGGGGGAUCGCUGCUCGGCCUGCUGAGGGCCAUUGGGGGGCAUAGGAGGAGGGGGAAUCCCUUCUGUGGACCGCUGUGGCCCCCAAGGCCUCCUGAGACCCACCACACUCACGUACUGCCAUGACCAAUGCCAUCUUCUCAAAGGCCUCCUUUGGCGGACUGCUGUGGCCUCCCCAGCUACGUGACAUCUACCACAUUCUCCAUGAUUUCCCAAAGUCCCCUUUUCAGUCGCCUCCAUGUUGCCAUGUAUCUCAAUGGACUGGGUGGCCAUUGCUAUAGUCACAUCUUCCCAUUGCUACGCCUUUCUUGGCACCUGCUUCAGUUGGGGACCAUUGGCCAGUACCUUCCUAUGUGGAUGUAAUAAAAAUGGGGACCAUCACCUCAAUAUAGCCGCUCUUCUUUGGCCAGUGGAGAGUAGCACUCCUUGUAGCAUUAAGGCACAACAGUGCAGAGCUGAAGGCCUCUCCUCCUGCCCUUUCCACCUGCAAAGCCCCUUCUCCUCCUUGGUUUCCUCCAUAGCUCCCACUCAUGGCUGCCAUUGUACUCCCAGCUCCUUGGGCUCAGCAGGGAAAGUGAACUGUGCCGUCAUACCCGGGCACCUAUGGUCAAUUAAGAUGUGCUUCUUUCUUUGCCGGGUAAACUGCGGGGCCUUACUUUACAGCUCAGGAGUCCUAGGCCACUUCAGAUUGAACAUUAAACAAAAUUUUAUUUUCUCAAAGUCCUUGUCAGGCUUGGCACAAGUUGUUGAGGUUACAAAUACAAACAGUCAACUCAUAAAAUCAUGCAGAUGUUUCUUUCUUACUUUUCCCUUUAGCUGCUGGGUUAACUUCUUCCAAUAAUGAAGAGAUCCUGUGAUGCUCUCUACUCUAGCCCUGAGUUGCUAUAUUAGAAACAGCAGGUCUUCCCCUAUCUAAGCUCAAAGCUAGAUUGGAGGAGUAGUUGGAGCUUCUUCCAAUGGCAGAGAAAUCCUGGGAUAUUCUCUGCCCUACUGCUGAGUUGCUAUUUUAGAAAGAGCAGGUCUUUAUCUAAACUCAGAACCAGUUUUAAAGGCAAGAGGUUAGUACUUAAAAUGGCUUGUCUAAGCUGGCCUGGCUUGACCACACAAGCACAUCUUAGUUCUUUUCUCUUCUGUAGAAGGCAAAAAAGGCUUCUCAAAAUGGAGAUUUCAUCCCCAGGAAAAGGGAGAAAAGGAUACUUUGCAAGCCUACAGCAGCAAAGGCUUUGCUGAGCUAGCUACAAACCUCUGUUGAUGGUUAACUAUCAGGGAGUUGCUGAGUCUGUAGCAACCCUGGAAGAAAUGUAAAAAGGUGCUAUUUCCUACAACUAUGGGACAAUGCAAAUCAAACCCCUGGGAGACGGAACAUGAACUGUGUCAUCAAGCCCAAUAUGGCACAAUCUUGUCCCUGUGUUUGCUCUUUGGGUGCCUUGGGAAUAGCCUUCAGACGCAGCAAUAGCCAGUGUGUUCCUAAACUGUGACCAGACCCAUGCUUGCUUCCUUACGCCUUGAAUUUUCUAUCCUGGGUCUGCCUUGAGUUGGGGAGGCGGGGAAGCAUUUGCAGCCAUACUCAAUGCAAGAUGUUCACUUUUUGCAGCACGGUUUCUGUGACCUGGAUCGAUGCAACAAAGAGAAGUGUCAAGGAGGGCUCUUCUCCCUGUUGCUGACACUGCCUUGCGUGGCGUUCCCCGUGUGGGGAAAUGGUGCCAGGUGAGUGCUCUUCUUUAGCCGGGUGCAAGGAGAGCGCCCAGGCUGCUGUAGUAGCCACUUGCUGCAAAGCACACUGUACCAAAGGAGUUGCAGUAUUAAAAUGGUUUUACAGUU